This is a messenger RNA of Miscanthus lutarioriparius, 1779 nucleotides long. The record is from the annotation of a GenBank genome assembly. NCBI's taxonomy places the organism in Eukaryota, Viridiplantae, Streptophyta, Magnoliopsida, Poales, Poaceae.
AUGGACGACGGCGAUAGUGUCGUCCGGAGCGUCGACAAGGCCGGCGCCGCCCCGGGCGACGACGGCAGCGCGACACCGCUCCCGGAGACGGUUCAAAUUGGCAAUUCGCCUACUUACAGACUUGACAGAAAGCUUGGAAAGGGAGGAUUUGGGCAAGUAUAUGUUGGUCGCCGUAUUUCCUCUCCUAGUGUUAGUGACAGGACGCCCGGUGCAAAUGCUUUAGAGGUUGCAAUCAAAUUUGAACAUCGAACCAGCAAAGGUUGCAACUAUGGUGCUCCUUAUGAGUGGCAAGUUUACAACACUCUUAGCGGAAUUCAUGGCGUACCAAGAGUACACUACAAAGGGAAGCAGGGAGAGUAUUAUAUCAUGAUUAUGGACAUGUUGGGGCCAAGCCUGUGGGAUGUUUGGAAUAAUAACUCUCACUCUAUGUCUGUUGAAAUGGUGGCUUGCAUUGCUAUAGAAGCAAUUUCCAUACUGGAGAAGAUGCACUCAAAAGGGUACGUCCAUGGAGAUGUAAAACCUGAAAACUUUUUGCUUGGACCUCCAGGCACCCUAGAAGAGAAGAAACUUUUUCUUGUUGACCUUGGUUUAGCUACCAGAUGGAAAGACACUGGUACAGGAGAGCAUGUUGAAUAUGAUCAGAGGCCUGAUGUCUUCAGAGGAACUGUUCGGUAUGCUAGUGUGCAUGCUCAUUUGGGGAGAACUGGAAGCAGGAGGGAUGACCUGGAAUCUCUUGCCUACACACUUGUAUUUCUUCUGCGUGGUCGCCUUCCUUGGCAAGGAUACCAGGGGGUGAAUAAAGGUUUCCUUGUCUGCAAGAAAAAGAUGGCAACUUCUCCGGAAUCUUUGUGUUGCUUUUGCCCACAACCUUUCCCACAAUUUAUUGAGUAUGUUGUGAACUUAAAGUUUGAUGAAGAACCAAACUAUGCAAAGUGCAUUUCUCUUUUUGAUGGCAUUGUUGGUCCAAACCCAGACAUAAGGCCAAUCAAUACAGAUGGUGCUCAGAAGGUAGGCCAGAAGAGAGGUCGCUUUAUGAUGGAGGAAGAUGAUGAUGAGCAGCCCAAAAAGAAGAUUAGGAUGGGAAUGCCUGCGACCCAAUGGAUUAGUGUUUACAAUGCCAGGCGGCCUAUGAAACAGAGGUAUCACUACAAUGUUGCAGACAGCAGGUUAGCUCAGCACAUUUCAAAGGGAAAUGAAGACGGCUUAUUUAUAAGCUCUGUUGCCUCUUGUUCUAAUCUGUGGGCUUUGAUAAUGGAUGCUGGCACUGGAUUUACUUCUCAAGAAUGGAUAAUGGAGCAAUGGGAGAAGAACUUCUAUAUCACUGCGCUAGCAGGGGCAAACAAUGGCAGUUCACUGGUGAUCAUGUCGAGAGGAACACAAUAUGCCCAGCAGUCCUACAAAGUAAGCGACUCAUUCCCUUUCAAGUGGAUAAACAAAAAGUGGAAGGAGGGUUUUUAUGUUACUGCUAUGGCCACAGCUGGAAGUCGGUGGGCAGUGGUCAUGUCCCGGAAUUCUGGCUUUUCGGCACAGGUUGUGGAGCUUGACUUCUUGUAUCCAAGUGAGGGUAUCCAUCGACGCUGGGAUAAUGGAUUUCGCAUCACGUCUACUGCAGCUACAUGGGAUCAGGCAGCGUUUAUCUUCAGCAUCCCCAAAAGGAAACCUGCUGAUGAAAUACAGGAAACCCUAAGAACAUCUGCUUUCCCCAGUCAACAUGUGAAGGACAAAUGGGCGAAAAAUCUCUACUUAGCUUCCAUUUGCUAUGGAAGAACUGUGUCAUGA